AUGCAUAGAAGAAUCAAAGAAGGAGCUUUAAGACCACAUACAAAUGCGAUCAAGCCGGAUUUAACCGACGACAAUAAGAAAGCAAGGUUAGAGUUCUGUCUAUCAACCGUUACUCAAUCUUUGACAUUUCAUGACAUGUUUAAUGUGAUUCAUAUAGAUGAAAAAUGGUUUUAUAUGUCAAAACCAUCAAAGUGUUACUAUCUUGUUCCCAACGAAAUUGAGCCAUUAAGAACAUGUAAAUUAAAAAAGUUUAUCACAAAAGUAAUGUUCCUAGCCGCCGUUGCACGACCAAGAUUUGAUGCAUCGGGUAAUGAAGUCUUUUCGGGAAAAAUCGGUAUAUUCCCAUUCACAACUUUGGAACCCGCAAAACGGUUGAGUAAGAAUCGUGUUGCUGGAACGUUAAUAACAAAACCAAUUUUAUCAGUUACUAAAGAAGUAACAAGGUCUUGGUUAAUCGAAAAAGUACUACCGGCUAUUAGAUCUAAAUGGCCACGAGAUCACACUGGUCCAAUUUUUAUUCAACAAGAAAAUGCAAAACCCCAUAUCGAUGUCAAUGAUGCGGAGUUUAAUCAAGAGGCUUCAAAAGAUGGGUUUGAUAUCCGACUUUGUUUUCAACCUCCAAACAGUCCAGAUUUGAACGUGUUGGACCUCGGGUUUUUUCGGGCGAUUCAGUCUCUUAAAAAACAAGAGGUUUUAGGAUCAAUUGAUGAAUUGGUUAGUGCUGUUAAAACAUCUUUUGAAAGAAUGCCAUCAAAUGAGCUUAACAAUGUGUUUUUAACUUUACAAACAUGCAUGAAAGAGAUCAUGAAAGUUCGAGGUGGCAAUAAUUACCAAACACCACAUAUUGGCAAAGGUAAGUUAGAACGACAAGGAAAGUUACCAUUAACAAUCGAGUGUGACGGUAACUUGAUAAAUGAUGUCCUUUCAUAUUUGGGUCCGCAAACGGAGUAG
Erigeron canadensis is the source of this 951-nucleotide messenger RNA. RefSeq lists its product as uncharacterized. Gene Ontology annotation, molecular function: nucleic acid binding. Lineage: Eukaryota; Viridiplantae; Streptophyta; Magnoliopsida; Asterales; Asteraceae. The transcript has a single exon. Bases 1 to 951 code for a protein of 316 amino acids. The record is from RefSeq and is a predicted model, not a curated record.